ACCACAGUAAUGACCAUGAACAACACUUGCAAGAAACCGAAGAUGCUGCUGCUGAUGAAUCUGAUCGCAGCCCUUCUCCUUGUAACGAACAUAAACAAGAGUAAGUUUCGUUUACUACUUUUGUUUCGAUUUGCUCUGUUUUAUUCGUUAUUUUUAUUGUAACUGUUUAAUAACGCGUCAAUGGCGGGGGCUUUGUUUUUUGCGAUCUGCAUGGUUUCAUUGUUGCACUAUAAAAAAGAAAGUUAGUUCAUCUGGGCUAACUUGCUUCUAACAUUCAAACUUCCUCUACAUGGCUAUUCUUAAGCUUUCUUACGUUCUCUUCUUUGUCCGAUUGAUUGCUUUUUCCUUGCUUUAGUUUUAAUGGGUACGCUUCUUUUUCAAAAAAAACAACUGCUUGGAGUUUUGAUUUGGGGUCUUUCUGAGUUAUUCCUACUCUGGCUUGCAUGAGAGUAAUUUCGAGGUCGUAUUAAUACUUGUAGCUUUGUUUCACUGUUUAAUAUUUGCACCUCCACACAAUUAUUUGCGUAUACUCAUCUACGUUUGAGGACUGGGAUUUUGGUUUCUCCAUGUUUGUGAUCUUCUUUUCGAUUUGUAAUGUUUAGGCAUUUUCAGGGUUGUAACUUUCAUUUAGGCUGUUGACCAACUUUAGGAAGCUUUACCGCUUAUGGGUGCUUGCCUGUAUACCUUGGGUCAGGCUGUCUCUCCUUGGUUUUAGGAUUGAUCUUUCUCUUGGUCUCUAUAUGACCAAUGCAUGAUGAUCCUAUACUGUUGGAGUACUUUGGCUGCAACAACAGUUACAUUUGCAAAUAUUUUUCGGUGUCACUAUUGAUCAUCUUGUCAAAAUGUUGUCAUUGUUCAAUAUAUUGAAUACUUUUGCUAAACACUUACUAAGGUGUUGUUGAUAUGACAGUCGCCUGCUAGGAUGCUUUAAUGUUGGGAUUCCAUUUUCUCUCUAAUAGUCAGAAGUUAUGAUGUUUUGGUCAUUUCUGAUGUAGUUUCACAGAAGAUGUCCAAUUAUCCAUGUUAUCCCAUUGAUAGAUUUUUGAAAUUUGCCUCCUUGUUGAAAAACAGUGGUAAAUGAACCUUCUGGAGAAUGCCUUUUUUUGAAUUUCAAUUGUCAAGGAAUUUAAUGUAAUUUAUUGUGCUUGUUGGAAGCUCCAAAUUAUGGAACACCCUUGAUUGGUUACACUGAAUGGAAGAACCUCAUCCUGAGAUGAUGUUAGACAAAGUUAUAAACCUCCCUCUUACUCUUAUUUUUGUAGCAAGCAACUGUUUCAAAGGUAAUGGUUCAUCUGUAAUAUGAGGUGCUUCUGUCACGACAAAAAAUGAUGUCCUUAGACAAUUAGGGCUAAUUCCUUGUAGUUGUAAUAUUCACUUGUGAAAGGGAUUAUUUGUCUAUAAAUGCUACUUUUCUCAUUUUUUUCCCCAUACUUUUCCUUGCUUCUGUAGUGGCCAUAAUGCUUAAAGUUUUCACAAGAGCAUAGAUGAUCAUUGGAAUUUGCUGAGCAAUAGUGCAGUAACCUUGAUAUUUAUGACGUGUUUAAUUACUGCAUGAAUACAUAGCCUUGUGAAAUAGAAUUCAAGUUAAACAGGUUUAAGGAUGAAACCUAAUUACUUUAGAGGAUGUCUAUUGAUUUAACUCUAAGGUUUAAUUCUGAAAGGUGUGUUGUACAAUCAAUUAGCCCAGAGUAUUUACAGUUCCCAUAUCUGGCAAAAUGUUUUACAGCUGUAAUUGAAUAAGAAAAGAGAAAUAGUAUGGUGGCCUAUGUAUUGCUUGUUAACUGCAUAAUAUGCUAGCAGUUUUUCCCUUGUGUUUCAUUGCAGGUAUGUUCUAGUAAAAUUAUCUGACAUACGCAAAGAAGUACAAUGCCCGAUCUGCCUGGGUAUGUUCUUUAAGAAUUUUUUGUUUAAUAUGUUAAAUUUUAUGGUCCUGGUUUUGUUGUGGUAAGGGACUUAUUAGCAUUUCCUUUUUGAACUAUUACAAUUCAUCUUAUAAGAUAGCUCUCACAUGGUUGUACUUUGUUCCAAACUCUUUGCAUGUAUGCUGACAAAAAUGAUGUCAAUAUAAUUACCUUGUGAGUUACUGGAAAUAGCUAGUGACAGGGAUCAUUCGCAAAACAAGAACUGUAAUGGAAUGCUUACAUCGCUUCUGUAGAGCAUGCAUUGACAAAUCUAUGCGAAUGGGGAACAAUGAAUGCCCUGCAUGCCGCACGCAUUGUGCUAGUCGCCGUUCUCUGAGAGAUGAUCCAAACUAUGAUGCCCUAAUUGCAGCCUUAUAUCCAGAUAUUGACAAAUAUGAGGAAGAGGAAUUGACUUUUCAUGAGGAGGAGAAAGCUCGGAAUAAGCAGAUCCAAGCUUCCAUUGCCAAGACUUUGCAUAGGCAAUCAGAAGUUCUGGGUAGGAAACGAACAGUUAAAGCCACUGAAUCUGCAAUUAUAAGGAGAAUGCAGUGUAGCCAUCAAGGGAGGAGAAAAUAUCGAACUUCUGAACCUCAAGAGUCUAACAGUAAUGAGGAUGCCAAUGGAAAUGGAAGCACAGAUUCAUCUUUGGCCGAUGAGGAUCUUAAUGAGGUCAAACCAAAGAGAUCAAAGAGAUGGGAGGGUCAGUUUUCUCAGCCUUCUACAGCUGUUAAUGCAGAUGGGAUUGGUGACGAAAAUGAUUCUGAAGUGAAUAGAGAAUCCUUGGGUGUAUCUGCUGCAGUUGGCCCCUCAGGAAGGCUUCACUUGGGAGCAGGCAGCAUAGGCAGUCACACACCACAUGACAGUUUGAGUGGUGACGAAAAUGAUUCUGAAGUGAAUAGAGAAUCCUUGGGCUUGUUUGCAGCCCUUAGUGGCCUCUCUGGAAGGCUUCAUUGGGGAGCAGGUGGCAUGCGCAGUCACACAAGACAUGGCAGUUUGAGUGGUGGACAUGGAAAGAAUGCCCGAAACAGCCGCCUCUCUAAGUUGGUGGAUUGUCUCCGGAACCUAGAGGAGAAGGAUGAUGAGCUAGAUAUCCACCUGAUGCUUGUCUCACUUGAUGAACAAAGAAUACCCCAUUUACAGCGGCCUUACCUUUGUUGCAGGCCAACUUUGUUGGUGAGACACCUGUGCCAGUAUGUAGCUCUGCAAACUGAUUUGCAAGCCAGCGAAAUUGAAAUAUACCUCGUAAAAGAGUUCUAUUCUAUGGUCAACAUGUCAACCUUUACGAUUACCAAGCCCAGUUUAGCAGAAUCAGUCAGAGAUAAGUUGCAAGUAUUAAAAGAGGAGGAAACUUUGGCAGGACUUGGACUGCAAAAUUCCAGUCAUGGCCGUUGGGUAAGCUCCAUCUCUGGAAUAAAUGUUGAUCCCUUGAUCAUUGCAUCCAGAAGUAUGCUAUUGCUAAUACAUAUGCACAUAACUGCAUAUACAUAAGCACACAAUCUUCCUUUACCCCCUACUUUGGUUACCACAUUUAUUACAUUUGGUUUGUGUUAUUUUCCAGCUUCUGGCAUAUCAGAAAAAGUAAGAGAAUUCAAAUUGACAAUGAAAAGUUCACUGCCAACUGUGAGAACAAGAUGUUACACCAUUGCUAUUACAAAGUAUAUUACUCUAUAUACAUUACAGAACAUAUGGAAUCUCUGAAAUGGAUUUGUGUUUUGACUGUUACCUUGCGCUAGACUAGUUUAUCUCGUACAAACAAGGGGAGUUUAGGAGUACACUAAGUAUUGGUGGCAUUUUUGGAAGCAAUGUGUAGAAAACUAAUUAUUGCAACCAUUAAAUUUAUUUAUUAUGCUAUUACCUAAUUUUUGUCCAACGUUUUCCUUAGAAUAAAAAUAUUCUAUAAAUCUUUAUUUUUUUUAUCAAACGUUAAAAUGAAUGCAAUAAUUGUAUACAUGAUUAAUCCAUAUAAACUGACUCAAACCUUUUAUUUAAUAAUUAAAAACGCUUAAAAAACAUUAAA
Messenger RNA from Durio zibethinus, 3918 nucleotides. The record is from RefSeq and is a predicted model, not a curated record. Lineage: Eukaryota; Viridiplantae; Streptophyta; Magnoliopsida; Malvales; Malvaceae.